Messenger RNA from Fusarium coffeatum, 1272 nucleotides. RefSeq lists its product as uncharacterized. Lineage: Eukaryota; Fungi; Ascomycota; Sordariomycetes; Hypocreales; Nectriaceae. The transcript is spliced from 5 exons. The coding region runs from base 1 to 1272 and encodes 423 amino acids. The record is from RefSeq and is a predicted model, not a curated record.
AUGGAUUCAGCCUUAGCAGAUGGAAACUGUGACAACUCGAGCUCACCGCCCGCCAGAUCCAUUCUCAGUAGUCAAGUCUCUGUUAGCGGAGAGUUUGUACUCGGCUCGAAUAUCAGUACCUCGCCACAGACUCACACACUUGGACUAUCCCAUCAGCCUCCGGUCUCCUCACCAGAUCAUUACUCAUCAUCCACCCCCUACCUCAACACACCAACCGCCGAGUCUUCUUAUUUACCUACACCUGCCUCUCAGUCCUAUUCCCAGUUUCCAACCUUGGCUUCGACCGGCGUUGACUCAAACUGGAACCAUUCAGACCAACUGCAGGAGGGGUCUCUCUCUCACCCACAACAGAGCCAUCAACACUUAACACCAAGCUCCCGCCCAUCAAGAUCAACCAGCAUGAGUACUGUUGCUCUUCAGUUUGACCCUGCCUUCACCAUGGGGCCAAGAUCAGCCUUUACAUGGCCAGGCCCUAUCGAGUCGAGCACCUCUGGAAGCAGCUUGCUUAGUCCUGGACUAUCUUCAAUGGGACAUGUCUCCCCUCAGUCAAGAUCAGUUACAUCGAGCCCUCCACGAUUCUCUCUUUCGACGGAUCAGCGAGAAGUCAAGCGACAAACGGAUAGGGCACGUCGAGACUCGAGGCUUGUCAACAGAAUGCGCCGUGCCAACAGCAAUCCCUAUGUCGAUUCCUCCCCAUCGGCGAUGGGACUUCCCAGCACAACAAGUUCCAUGAGCAUCCCAGCCUACACUACCGCUCCCGCACCCGUAACACUCAUGAGCGACACCCCGACUUCAAUGAGCAAUUCGACAUACCUACAAUCUUACAGCCCUUCUCUCGAAGACCAGCAACCACCUUCGGCAUACCCUACCACUUACCCACAAAGCUUACAACCCAGCUACAAUAUGCCUGUGGAUUAUGCACCUGUUUAUGCUGGAUCAAAUCAGUAUGGUGCUCGAUCGCCACCAGUACCUGUUGGUCAGGAUGUCGGUUUUAUGUACCAGGUGCCAACUGUUAUGGGUCCCGGAAGCGCAAAUUCGCAAGAUGCGGGACAUGUGAGAGUGGUGCAAAGCCGACCAAAGCCACGAUGCUGGGAACAUGGGUGUAACGGACGACAAUUUUCGACAUUCAGCAACCUACUACGACACCAACGCGAGAAAUCAGGACAAGCCGCCAAAGCAUCGUGCCCUAACUGCGGAGCGGAGUUUACGAGAACUACUGCACGAAAUGGACAUCUCCUCCAUGACAAGUGCAAAGGCCGACGAAACUCGUGA